UGCACUGUUAAUUUAAAAAAUAGAGUGUGUGUUGUUUGGCAAUAAAAAUGUAUAGCAAAGUUGAUGAUUAAUUUUGUUUUCCAGAAGACUUUGAGGGCUCCAUGAGCCAGGUGCUGAUGUUCUGGAGGAGUCAUGGGAAGCCUUCCCCAGCUGGGCAUCACUGUGAAUGGCUCUCCUUGGUUUUCAUGGAGCAGGAUGAUGACAUGUGGGAAGCUGCUAAAGCUUUAUUGCUCAUCUAUUUAAAACUUGAUAGGUUCCGGCGUGGUGUUGCUGAUAACCUAAGCCCCAAAGAGGAGGAAUCCUGGCAGUUCCUUGUGCACGCAGGUGGAUAUAACCCACACUGUAUCUUUUUAUUUUUUCUGGAAAAGAUUGCAUUUGAUUCCACAGUACUUCUAGAUUUUCUGAUUUCAUCAGAAACUUGCUUUCUGGAGUACUUGGUCAGGUACUUGAAGCUCCUUGGGAAGGAGUGGCCUCACUUUGUGGAGGUCUGUGACCAUUUCGAUUCCAGGCACAGCGCUUUGCACGCAGUUUGUUCUGUCAGGCAGAGUGCUGUUUGUGCAGCAGAGCCACGGAGUGCCAUGGCUUGGGCUCCUCACAAUUGCCCGGUGUUUACAGCACGGCAGGGUGAUAAUGGGGCUGCAGAGUGGAGCCGGUCUGACUCACUGACCCGCACUGAUAGCGCGUCCCUGCUCGCUCCUCUUCAAAGCCUGGUUAAUUAUGACAGCUCAGAGGACUCGGAGGUGGAAUCAGAUGGAAAAGAGUGUUUGGUAAACACAAAGCAAUUGCCUCCAAACAAUGAGGGUGAGGUGAGGAGGAGGCAAGCAGGUUGCAGCUGCAGAGAUGAUGACCGGAAUUCACGCACCUCUGAAGUGUCGCCUCCAAAACUGAAGGGAUCUCCUGCCUCAUCCUGUUGGACUCGUAUGGCAUCUCCAGAUAACAUUGCUCCCCUCAGAGUAAUGCUUUACAAAUCAACAAAGUGUCUGGAAGAGCUGCAGGAGGCUAUUUCUAGGUUGCAGAGAAGAAAUCUUUUCCCAUAUAAUCCAUCUGCAUUGUUGAAACUGCUGAGCCAGGUUGAGAAGAUGAAUAAAUCCAUGAAUCCACAAUAAUCCAAAGUGUUCUUGUGGGUUUUUUUAAACAAGUUCACCAGGGAAUAUUUCCAUGAGAUUAAUGACUUGUUGCCUCAUGCCUCUUGCACCAGUCAGUGCAUUUAACCUCAGGCAGGGUGAACAUGGAUUUGGUUGGAACCCUAAAAUCUGGGAUUGCAUCCAGUGAUAUGAUCCAUGACCUGAGGGGCCUAAGCUCAUUCAUGGUGUGUAUGUCAAUGUACAGUAAAUAAGGAUUAGUUGUUGGAUAUUCAACUUUUUGUAAUAAAUAACUCAUGUGAAAGCAUUUCAAAAAUAUAUGCUAAAGUAUUGUCAAUUAUACUCAAUGCCAUUCUAUUUUUAGUUCAUUGCCAGAUUAGUAGUGGUUCAUGGACUCAGGGCAAAGUUAAUGCAACACUUGACUGCUUAGAAGUUGGGCUAAAUAAAAUAAUAUGGCU
Messenger RNA from Zonotrichia albicollis (white-throated sparrow), 1540 nucleotides. NCBI's taxonomy places the organism in Eukaryota, Metazoa, Chordata, Aves, Passeriformes, Passerellidae. The record is from RefSeq and is a predicted model, not a curated record.